This is a messenger RNA of Aspergillus melleus, 1740 nucleotides long. RefSeq names its product splicing factor u2af large subunit. Gene Ontology annotation, molecular function: poly-pyrimidine tract binding; pre-mRNA 3'-splice site binding. The transcript is spliced from 7 exons. Gene Ontology annotation, biological process: mRNA processing. NCBI's taxonomy places the organism in Eukaryota, Fungi, Ascomycota, Eurotiomycetes, Eurotiales, Aspergillaceae. Bases 1 to 1740 code for a protein of 579 amino acids. The record is from RefSeq and is a predicted model, not a curated record. Gene Ontology annotation, cellular component: nuclear speck; commitment complex; nucleus.
AUGAACGGCGAUACCUAUUCUUCCAGAGGAGACUCUGGUCGCCCUAGGGACUACUACCGUGAAGAGCGGCGCGAACGGGGAGGCGACAGAGGAGAGAGAGGCGAACGAGGUGAACGAGGCGAAAGAAGACGAUCGCGGUCCCCCCAUUACGGUUCCCGAGGCUCUCGACGCGACUACGAGGUAGACACGUACUCGUCGAGCCGGGACUAUCGCGCUCGGGAACGAGAGGACCGGUACUCCAGCCGGAGGGAGGAUCGCGAAUGGGACCGAGACCGUGGUGAGCGUGGUGAGCGUCCCGAACGUGGUGACCGCGGAGAGCGUGGCGAGCGCGGCGAUCGCCGACGUAGAGACUACGAAGACCGACCAUCUCGGCGCGAGCGGGAGAGAGGAGAUUUGUUUGAGGAUAGACCUCGGCGGGAAGGCAGAGAUCGCGGCGACCGUGAUCGGGAGAGCCGGAGAGAGCGCAAGAGGAGCCCGUCGCCUGCUCCGCGCAAGCGCGAGCCUACGCCCGACUUGACAGAUGUGCCGUCGAUCCUGGACCGGAAACGUCGCUUGACACAAUGGGAUAUCAAGCCUCCUGGUUAUGAGAACGUGACCGCGGAACAAGCUAAGCUGUCUGGAAUGUUUCCUCUUCCCGGUGCCCCUCGACAGCAGCCCAUGGAUCCCAGCCGUCUUCAGGCCUUUAUGGCGCAACCCGGUGGCGGAUCGGCCGACAGCGCAAUGCUCAAACCUUCCAACUCUCGCCAGGCCAAGCGUCUCUUUAUCUACAACAUUCCUACUAGCGUGACGGGCGAGUCUCUGCUGGCUUUCCUUAACACCCAACUCAAUGGUCUCAACGUCAUUCAAAGCGUCGACCCUUGUAUCUCGGCGCAGGUUUCUGAUGACCAUACCUUCGCUCUCGUCGAAUUCAAGUCGCCCAACGACGCCACAGUUGCUCUUGCAUUUGACGGCAUCUCGAUGGAUGAACAUGCAGCCAUGGAAGGCAACGGUGCUGCCAAUGGCGAGCACAAGGGCUUGGAUAUCCGACGACCCAAGGAUUACAUCGUCCCUAGCAACACGACCGAGCAAGAAUACCAGGAGGGUGUGCUGUUGAACGAAGUUCCCGACUCCGCGAACAAGAUCUGUGUCUCCAACAUCCCUAGCUAUAUCCCCGAAGAGCCCGUCACCAUGCUUCUGAAGUCGUUCGGUGAAUUGAAGUCUUUUGUUUUGGUCAAGGAUGCUUCGACGGAAGAGUCUCGGGGAAUUGCUUUCUGUGAAUACGCCGAUCCUUCCGCCACGAGCAUUGCUGUGGAAGGUCUUAACGGUAUGGAACUGGGCGACCGGCAUCUCAAGGUGGUGCGCGCCAGUAUUGGAACGACGCAGGCGUCUGGAUUGGACAUGGGCGUCAAUGCCAUGUCAAUGUUCGCCAAGACGACAUCGCAGGAUCUGGAAACCAGCCGCGUGUUGCAGCUAUUGAACAUGGUGACGCCUGAGGAGUUGAUGGACAAUGAAGACUAUGAAGAAAUCUGCGACGAUGUGCGCGAUGAAUGCUCCAAGUACGGACAGAUCGUCGAGCUGAAGAUACCGCGACCUUCUGGCGGCAGCAGGCAGUCUCCCGGUGUGGGCAAGAUCUUUGUCAAGUUUGACACGGUAGAGUCGACCACGAAUGCAUUGAAGGCCCUCGCUGGACGGAAGUUCUCCGAUCGAACCGUGGUGACGACCUACUUUUCGGAGCCCAACUUCGACGUCAAUGCCUGGUAG